Messenger RNA from Osmia bicornis bicornis, 756 nucleotides. RefSeq lists its product as uncharacterized. The record is from RefSeq and is a predicted model, not a curated record. The transcript has a single exon. NCBI's taxonomy places the organism in Eukaryota, Metazoa, Arthropoda, Insecta, Hymenoptera, Megachilidae. The coding region runs from base 1 to 756 and encodes 251 amino acids.
AUGUUCAACAUAGCACGCAUUACUGGGGAUGAUACAAAAUAUCACCAUAUUAUUGCGCAAUUGGACCAGUCGGUGCUUCCGUUUGUGGCGGAUUUGUUGACGUCUCCUCCAGCCCGGGGGAAAUACGACGCCAUUAAGGAAAGGCUCAUCAAUUCUUUUGAUGAGUCUGCAGAAGCGAAGCUACGACGUGUUCUUCGGAGCAGCCAUUUGGGAGACGAAAAACCCUCUCAUUAUUUGCAGAAGCUUCGGAAUUUGGCUGGAAAUCAGAUCAGCGAAGUUGUACUUCGUUCUCUCUUUUUGGAGCAGCUUCCGGAAAAUAUAAGAAGCAUAUUAGUUAUCAGCGACACGAGUCUGGCCAAUUUGGCGUUGCAGGCGGAUAAAAUUCAGGAGAUGCAUUCCGUUACAAUCGCGGCGGCGUCACGCACUUCAAGUUCAGCGCCAUUACACAGGGACGGUGGCGGCAGCACCAGUACCAUGCAGAACCAGAUUGACAGGCUGGCCAAGAUGGUGGAGGCGCUGACGGUUCAUCAGUCCCGCCAGGCGGAGCAGCAGCCGCGUUCAUCAUGGCAGCGCAGGUCUCGCUCAAGGGUGGAACGGUCCCCUCAACGCCCGAGGUCACGUGAGGGUAGAAGCGACCUCUGUUUCUACCAUAGGCGCUUCGCGGAAAGGGCCCAUCGGUGCGUUAUUCCGUGCGGUUGGACUGGGACACCGCCUGUUGGUCCACCAACUUCAUCCAACCAUCUUCAGGGAAACUAG